Molecule: messenger RNA, 1229 nt
Organism: Hermetia illucens (black soldier fly)
Lineage: Eukaryota; Metazoa; Arthropoda; Insecta; Diptera; Stratiomyidae
Product: mitochondrial import receptor subunit TOM40 homolog 1-like
Exons: 2
Coding region: 86-1150 (354 amino acids)
Biological process (GO): protein import into mitochondrial matrix
Cellular component (GO): mitochondrial outer membrane translocase complex; mitochondrial outer membrane
Molecular function (GO): transmembrane protein transporter activity
Source: RefSeq, a predicted model, not a curated record
CCCACAAAAAGUCGUUUUUAAUUGACGUAUAACUGUGUGAGGAUAUCUUUAUAUUAAUUGGCACACAGUAAACUAGGCAAGAAUAAUGGGAAACUCGUUAAAAUCCGCACCAAAAGAACAAAAUCAUGCCAGUUAUCGAAAGUUUCAUCUUGAAAAUCUCGAAUACAAUCCUUCAAGCUCUCAGACGCCAUCACCAUAUCUACUUUCAAGUGGUGCGUAUCUAUCUUCUACGGAUAGAUCACGAGAAGAUUUACAACAAAAUUUCGAUGAAAUCUAUAAAUUGGAUAAUCCCGGCACGGUUGAGGAUAUUCACAAGGAGUGCAAGGAUGUGAUGCCUGUUUUCUUUGAAGGUGCCCGCGUGAUUUUCACAAGAUGUUUGAGUAAUCACUUUCAAAUCUCACAUACGCUACGAUUGCUUUCGGAACGUGGAUCGAGUUGUUAUCGUUUUGGUGCAACAUAUGUGGGCGGAAAGGGAACCAGCAUACAGGAUUCAUAUCCAAUAUUUCUGGGUGAAAUUGAAAAGUCCGGUAAUAUGCAGGCGAACAUCUUGCAUGGUAUCAACAACAAAAUUCGGGUGAAGACCGGCGUCGAAUACUCCGGGAGCCAUGUCAUAAAUUGCCAAAUUGUGACGGAUUACAUAGGUGAAGCAUUCUCUGCCUCCCUCGGUCUAUCUAACAUUAAUUUAAAAAACUCAUCGGGAAUUGUCGUUUGCCAAUACUUACAAUCAUUAACCAGAAACCUGGCCCUUGGCGGGGAAUUAGGCUACCAGUACAAUCCAUUCUUACCGUCUGGAUAUUUAACCAUAUUUAACUUGGCAUCGCGCUACAAAAGUGAUUCGAGCAUUGUGUCGGCCAUUAUUGGUGGAAGUGGACUUCAUAUAUCGUAUUUUAAACAGGCAAGCCAUCAGCUCAAGAUUGGCGUAGAAUUCAGCAGUAACUUCGAGGUUCGCGGGACAUGCACUGCAAUUGGCUAUCAGAUUGAUUUGCCGAAAGCCGACUUAGUUUUUCGGGGAACUGUUGAUACGAAUUGCAAUGUAUGUUCGGUGUUAGAGAAGCGUCUGAAACCGAUGCCAUUUUCGUUUUCGCUAAGCGGAUUAUUGAAUCAGAAGACUGGACAAUUUAAGAUGGGUUGCGGUUUCAUUAUUGGUUAAGUGUGUAGUCAGUCACGUGAAAUUGUAGAUAUGUACUUUCAUUUGCAUAAAAAUAUAUUUUGUGCUGCUAAUUUUAAAA